CAGAAGCAACGCCCUCUCACCUCUCUCGCUCUCUCUCUCUCUCUCUCUAAAAAUUUCACUUUGCUAGAAACGGAGAAAAGUUCUCUCUCUCUCGUUGUUGUUGUUCAAACUACCGAUCGUUUGUUUUCCGGGAAAAUUAAAAGUUUUCUCAAUUGGGUUGUCACCGUUGGGGAAUAUUUUCGGUACAAGAUUGUUACGUUAUCCUGUUUAUCAACAGCCAAUAAUGCUGUUGAGCUUGUGAGAUCUGAGAAAAUUGAGCUAUGACCGAAUGGGUGUUGAAAAAGAAGAUGUAUUGGAGUGUGACAACUAAGAUGCGUUUGUUCUUGACUUGCUUGUUCAUAUCUUGAACGUAUUGGAUUUGAAUUCAUUUCAGUCUGUUUUGGUUGUUUUGUUACAUAGAUUUGAACUGGGUAUUGAAAUUUCAAUUCUGUUUUGGUUGGUUUGGGUAUAGAUUUCAACUCUGUUUUGACUGUUUUGAUUUGAACUGGGUAUUGAAAUUUCAAGUCUUUUUUGGUUGAAGUGGCAUAGAUUUGAACUGGGUAUUGAAAAAUCAAGUCUGGUUGUUGUUUUGGUAAUAGAUUUGAACUGGGUAUUGAAAUUUCAAGUGUUUUUGUUUCUGGGUGGUUCUUUGUUUUUUAAUUUUUCGGGUGUUUUGAGAUGAAAGUAGAGUUGGGUAUGGGGGCUUUGGUUUGGAGUGAGGAAGACAAGGCUAUGGUGGCGGCGGUUUUGGGCAGUCGAGCUUUCGAUUACUUGAUGUCGAGCUCAGUCUCGGCUGAAUGCUCGUUGAUGGUGGUGGGGAGUGAUGAGAAUUUGCAGAAUUUUCUUUCGGAUCUGGUGGACCGCCCCAACACCGCCAAUUUCAGUUGGAAUUAUGCAUUUUUCUGGCAAAUUUCACGUUCCAAGGACGGUGAUUUGGUUUUAGGAUGGGGAGAUGGGUCUUGUAGGGAGCCGAAGGAGGGGGAAGAAUCGGAAGUUACACAAAUUCUCAAUUUUCGACUCGAGGAUGAGACCCAACAAAGGAUGAGGAAAAGGGUACUUCAGAAAUUGCACACACUGUUUGGGGGAUCAGAUGAAGAUAGUUAUGCCUUUGGAUUGGACCGUGUGACCGAUAUUGAAAUGUUCUUUCUAGCAUCCAUGUACUUUUCGUUCCCUCGUGGGGAAGGCGGCCCCGGGAAGUGUUUUGCAUCUGGGAAGCAUAUUUGGCUCUCAGACGCGAUGAAGACAUCGUCUGACUAUUGUUUCAGAUCAUUCCUUGCAAAGUCCGCGGGUAUCCAGACCAUUGUUUUGAUCCCAACUAAGAUUGGAGUAGUUGAAUUUGGGUCGGUGAGAUCUAUACCAGAGAGCUUAGAGUUGGUGCAGUCAAUCAAAUCAUCAUUUUCAGCAUUUUCAUCACCUAUCAGAGCCAAGCCAAUGGCAGUUAUUCCAGUUAUGAGCCAGAAGAAAGACGGAAAUGCCCAUUUCACCAAUUUAGGCGUUGGUGAUCGAUCAAAUGGGGUGGUUCCGAAGAUUUUUGGGCAGGAUUUGAACUCCGGCCAUUCCCAAUUUAGGGAAAAGCUUGCUGUUAGGAAGACGGAGGAGAGGCCGUGGGAAGCGUUCUCGAAUGGGAAUCUGAUUCCAUUCCCAAAUGCUCGAAAUGGACUUCAUGGUUCGGGUUGGACUCAAUUUCGUAGUGUGAACCAAGGGGCCACAGUUGAAACUUACAGUCCUCAGGCUGCAACAAACAAUCUACAAGAGCUUGUCAAUGGUGUCAGUGGUGUUAGGGAUGAGUUUCGGCUUAACCAAUACCAACCCCAAAAGACGGCACCAAUGCAAAUUGAUUUUACAGGCGGCGCUACUUCAAGGCCUUCUAUAAUUUCCAGGCCAGUUAGCAUUGAGUCUGAGCAUUCAGAUGUCGAGGCUUCUGGCAAGGACGAGCGGGCAGGGCCAGUCGAUGAAAAGAGGCCUCGGAAACGGGGACGAAAGCCCGCGAAUGGAAGAGAAGAGCCGCUCAACCAUGUGGAGGCAGAGAGGCAGCGGCGAGAGAAACUAAACCAAAGGUUCUAUGCAUUGCGAGCUGUUGUGCCCAAUAUUUCGAAGAUGGACAAAGCCUCACUGUUGGGAGAUGCCAUAGCAUACAUCACCGAGCUUCAGAGGAAGCUCAAGGACAUGGAAUCAGAGAGGGAAAAAUUGGGGAGCACAUCGAUAGAUCAAUCAUCACCUGCUUUGGAGGCCAACCCAAAUUCAGAAAAUCAAAACCAAGUUCCAGGCAUCGAAAUCAAAGCUGCUCACGAUGAAGUUGUUGUGAGGGUUAGUUGCCCUUUGGAUACCCACCCAGUAUCAAGAGUCAUCCAAGCAUUCAAAGACGCUCAAAUCACGGUUGUUGAGUCGAAACUCGCUACUGGGAAUGAUACGGUGUUUCACACAUUUGUGAUCAAAUCCCAAGGAUCCGAACAGCUCACAAAGGAAAGAUUGGUUGCAGCAUUUUCACGCGAAUCCAACUCAUUACAGCCUUUAUCGUCAGUUGGGUAAUAAGAGAAAUCGCAUUUUUAACAUAGUUUGUAGUGAAGAACCAAUUCAAAAGCUUCUUCUGCAGAGAGGUUUUGAUAUACAGAGCAAGGGAUUAUCAUAAAAGGGAACAGCAAUGGCAGCUAGAAGUAGAAAAAAAUAACUACCUAUUGACCAAGUAGGGCAGCAAUUUUCUAUGUUUGUUUAUAGUAUAUACAUAUUUUCUGUCAUAAGGAAGUAUUCUUGCAAGAUGAAUUAAAUUUGUAAGUUCAAUCAACUCUACCUUUGUUGCUUGUUUAGAAGCAGAUAAUUUUGCUUUGUUAUUUUAUUUAUUUAUUUUUAUUUUU
Molecule: messenger RNA, 2831 nt
Organism: Camellia sinensis
Lineage: Eukaryota; Viridiplantae; Streptophyta; Magnoliopsida; Ericales; Theaceae
Product: transcription factor MTB1
Biological process (GO): regulation of DNA-templated transcription
Cellular component (GO): nucleus
Molecular function (GO): DNA-binding transcription factor activity; transcription cis-regulatory region binding; protein dimerization activity
Source: RefSeq, a predicted model, not a curated record